Messenger RNA from Ochlerotatus camptorhynchus, 1012 nucleotides. RefSeq names its product keratin, type I cytoskeletal 9-like. Bases 91 to 855 code for a protein of 254 amino acids. The record is from RefSeq and is a predicted model, not a curated record. NCBI's taxonomy places the organism in Eukaryota, Metazoa, Arthropoda, Insecta, Diptera, Culicidae. The transcript has 3 exons.
CUCGAUUAACCGGGCAAAACACAUCUUUUCAAUUGUUUUGUGGUGUUUCUGUGAGUAGGAUACCAGGAUCAAAGGAUUCAAACUAGAACGAUGCUGAAGUUCACGGUUCUUGUCAGUUGCCUGGUGGUGACAGCCCUUUGCUCCGACGAUCUCCAAGGUGCUGAAAGCGGUUGGGGUGGAUGGAGCUCUGGCGGCCAAGGUGGAGGUAGCUAUGGUGGUGGCUACGGAGGCGGUCAAGGAGGCGGCUACGGAGGUGGCCAUGGAGGUGGUAGUGCUGUGAUCAUUUCAUCCGGCAAGGGUUGGCCAUCAUCCGGUGGUUGGACCCAGGGCAUUUCAAGUGGAUCAGGAUGGAACAAAGGAGGCUCCGGCUGGAAUACGGGAGGUUCCGGAUUGAAUAAGGGAGGUUCCGGAUGGAACAAAGGAGGAUCUGGUUGGAGCCAAGGAGGCUCGGGAGGCCUUGGAGGCGGAUGGUCAAAUGGUGGAGGCUACGCUAAGUCGUACAGCCAUGUUAACACUGUGAGCAAGGGAUGGCCGUCGGCUGGGUCUUCCGGAUGGUCGUCCGGUGCAUCUGCCUGGCCGUCAAGUGGUGGUUCAGGGUGGUCUGGAAAUACUGGUGGAUGGAGCAAUGGGGGAAGCUCUGGCUGGCCAAGCUCUUCGGGAUGGAGCUCGGGUGGAAGCCAGGGAUGGUCUGGAGCCGGAAAGGUAUUGAGCUCGGGUGGAGGAUAUGGCAGUGGAAAGGGAUGGUCAUCAGGAGGUUAUGGCGGUGGAAACGGAUGGUCGACUGGUGGAAGCGUUGGAGGUCACUCUGGAGGAUGGAGUAACGGUGGAUCCAGUGGUGGGUGGAAGAGCUGGUAAUUGGUGACUACCUUGAAUAUAUUAUAAUGACUUGUGUUCAGAAAAUUGCAGCUUUUUCACGAAUAGUCAUCAAACAACAUUUGUAUAAACUCAUGUAAAGUGCAACGUUUACGAGGACGUUUGUAUAUUUGUAAAUAAAUGAACAUAAAAUUGCAAA